AUGGCGUUCCUGCAGCGGCUCAUGAACUACUGGCUGAAUGAGGUCCUGGUCAACACUCUGGCCAACAGCCGGACGUUCCAGAAGUUCGCUGUGCGGUCCAGCGCCUCCGUGGAGGAGCUGGCGAAGAAGACUGCGGAACACAAGGAGCGGAUAGCGGGCCAGGGUGGCGAUUUCAUGAAGGUUUUCCGGGAAGAGAUGACCAAGGGCCUAAGCGAUCUCCAGAAGAAGGGCGGGAAGUUGUAG
Molecule: messenger RNA, 243 nt
Organism: Auxenochlorella protothecoides
Lineage: Eukaryota; Viridiplantae; Chlorophyta; Trebouxiophyceae; Chlorellales; Chlorellaceae
Exons: 3
Coding region: 1-243 (80 amino acids)
Source: RefSeq, a predicted model, not a curated record